AUUUAUGUGGAGUCGUUGCCAAUGUCAAGGAAUGCAAGCUGGUCAAGGGUUCAAAUGGAGCGCCAAAACUAUACGCGCAAUUACUUUGACUAACCAAGAAUGUCAUCCUUUGGUUAUUUCUCUGUGGGAAGAUUUAGCUAAAAAGGAAGGAUCAAUUUUACAAAAUAUGAUCAAGGAUAAGCCCAUCGUAGCAAUCACAAAGAUCACUGCAAGAAAGUACAAUGAAGAAUGGCAGUGGCAAUCCUCACCAGCAUCAAUCUUGAUCAUCCAACCAACUUUUAAAGAAGCUAAACUCUUGAAAAAAUGGUCUUCUAAGAUGCCUGAUGCAAUCAAAAUAAUGGAACUUAAUGUGAAAACUAGAAUGAAAAAGACGGAGGAAGUCUCCCUAGAUGAUAUCAUUCACAGUUCGGAUAAACUGAGAAGUCUCAACUUAGUAGCUGAUGCAAUUGAAAGAGUUGAACAAGAUGGGAAAAAACUGUUAGAGAUGACUCAUCACUCACAAAUUAACAGCAGAAAUCCCAUCCACCCUGUUCUCGCACCGUGCCAAAUAGACUGGGAAUACUUCCACGAUGAGCUCGAGAUCGGCGAUGAUAUUCACUGCUAUAUCCAGCUGCUCGACCUCGAGGAAUUCGAGGAUAUGGAGCCGUAUGCUUACCGAUACUUGACUUUGGAGUUCUUUAGCACUGUCGCUAAACAUGAAAAUGGGAAGUACCUCACGGCUCGACUCAAGGGCAAAGAUACAAAAUCACCGACAAAGUGUUGCGCGAUAUCUACAAGUUCGACUCCUCAAUCACGUCACGCCACAGCCCCA
Molecule: messenger RNA, 811 nt
Organism: Striga asiatica
Lineage: Eukaryota; Viridiplantae; Streptophyta; Magnoliopsida; Lamiales; Orobanchaceae
Source: the annotation of a GenBank genome assembly